Molecule: messenger RNA, 2138 nt
Organism: Xiphias gladius (swordfish)
Lineage: Eukaryota; Metazoa; Chordata; Actinopteri; Istiophoriformes; Xiphiidae
Gene: acadsb
Product: acyl-CoA dehydrogenase short/branched chain
Exons: 11
Coding region: 350-1561 (403 amino acids)
Cellular component (GO): mitochondrion
Molecular function (GO): acyl-CoA dehydrogenase activity; flavin adenine dinucleotide binding
Source: RefSeq, a predicted model, not a curated record
UCCGUGUUGAACCUGAAGAGAUCCAGAGGGCGUGAGUCGAUAGUCAGUCCUGUGAUAAGUCUUCUUUCGCAUUUGACAGCUAAUUAGCAACCGUAGCUAACGUAACUAGCUGCCCAUAAAACGCGUCAGCUCAGAGAUGUUAACAGUGCUAACAUUACCUAACGCCUAUUAUUUGACACCAUAUUCACCGCAGUUCAUAUCUUACCUUUCAACGACUGAACAACAUUAUCGCUAAACAGAGAAAAAUGUGAAAAUGGACAACUGGGGACAGAUGAUCGGCUACAAUCGUUACUAGUCUUGCAGACAGGUCUCUCGACCAUGGGGGGCAUCCCAGGCUAGAUGGAGGAGCAUGUCCAUCAGAUCAGCCCCAGAUGUCUCUUCAGACCAGGCAGUUGGGGUGGUCUCCUUUCCUCCCCUCCAGACAUAUUCAGAAGAGGAGGGCAUGAUGAAGGAAGCAGUGAAAAAAUAUGCACAAGAGCGCAUUGCUCCAUUUGUGUCAAAGAUGGAUGAAAAUUCUGCCAUGGACGAGGAAGUGAUCAAAUCUCUCUUUGAACAGGGUCUCAUGGGCAUUGAGAUCGACCCAGAAUAUGGGGGCACUGGCUCUUCGUUUUUCUCCUCCAUUCUGGUCAUUGAGGAGCUGGCGAAGGUGGACCCCUCUGUGGCCGUGCUCUGUGACAUCCAGAACACGCUGAUCAACACACUGUUUGCCAAACUGGGUACACCCGACCAGAAAGAGCAGUACCUCAGCCGGCUGUCAACUGACAUGAUUGGAAGCUUCUGCCUCUCUGAAGCAGAGUCAGGGAGUGACGCCUUUUCUCUGAAGACACGUGCUGAAAAACACAAGGACUAUUACAUCAUCAACGGAUCCAAGAUGUGGAUCAGUAAUGCAGAACAUGCAGGUGUUUUCCUAGUGAUGGCCAAUGUGGACCCCUCUGCAGGGUACAGAGGCAUCACCUGCUUCAUCGUGGACCAGGGCACCGAGGGGCUUGAGAUUUGCAAAAAGGAGAAGAAGCUCGGCCUGUGUGCAUCCUCCACCUGCCCGCUAAACUUUGACAAUGUCAAGGUACCAGAGAAUAAAAUUUUGGGACAGAUAGGUCAUGGGUACAAGUAUGCCAUCGGAAUGUUGAAUGAGGGCCGGAUCGGGAUUGCCAGUCAGAUGCUCGGACUGGCACAGGGUUGCUUUGACCACACCAUCCCUUACACCAGACAGAGGGUCCAGUUCGGAAAACGCAUCUUUGACUUCCAGGGCUUGCAGCACCAAAUUGCCCACGUAGCAACACAGAUUGAAGCUGCCCGGCUGCUGACUUACAACGCUGCUCGUCUGAAGGAAGCUGGGAGACCUUUUAUCAAGGAGGCCUGCAUGGCUAAAUACUUCACUGCAGAGGUUGCAACCCUAACCACAUCUAAGUGCAUCGAAUGGAUGGGAGGGGUAGGCUUCACCAAAGACUACCCAAUAGAGAAAUACUACAGAGACUGUAAAAUCGGCACAAUUUAUGAGGGGACGACAAAUAUCCAGCUAACCAGUAUGGCCAAGUUCAUUGAUAAGGAGUAUGACCACUGAAACCAUCUGACGGGAGCCUGAUAGACGGCGCUCUGAUGUGUUAUACUCCAUAUUUUCUGUCCUAAAAUGACUUUGCUGGGAUUAAUCCAGCAGCAAUGCAUUACUGUGAAACUGCUUUCAUGUUUCUAGAGUUUUGUUGCAGUUUCAACCCGUACACUAGUAAAGUAGUUCCCACUACUGAUGUUCCCACUACUGUUUCCCCGAUCGCUUUUUCUAUCACUUUUCAGUCCCGGAAUAAGUUUUUCAUACGUAGAUCUUUACCGCUUCCCCCUCGGCCUUAUUUGUUUUCUGUCAUGAAUUAUGUCAGAAUAACAUCCAUGUGUUGCAGUAUGAGAGGGAAUUUUUGAAAAAAUAUUAAUUGGGAUUUUCCUUGAAUGUUUCAGUGCAAUCAGAAAGUCUCCUAUGACUGAGAUCAAUAACUUAAUAGUGUGUUUUCUUUGCAGGACACUUUAAAACAGGUGGAUUGUAACAGUUCUCUCAAUUAAAUGCUCUGUAAAUACUGUACAGUUUCUUGUACAAGACAAAUGGUCUGUCAAUAACCUGACAAAAUCAAUAAAUCCAGUACAAUUGAUCAUCA